AUGCCGUGGCAGACGGGCUAUGAAAACUGCUCUGCCGCGGGCGGUGGCUUGGCGAUCCCUGACUCCCUGGACGAGCAUCGAUUCAUCUGGGAGAUGUUCACAUCUUGGGGAGGCGGUCAGGGGAGUCUCUGGAUUGGCUGUUCCGGAACGGAGGAUGAAGGCAGGUGGAUGCAGGCGGGUGGGAGCGGGCGGGAGUGCACCUACUUCAACUGGGCAGAGGAACGGCCAAGGAAUGGCUCCCGAGUUGGAGUUUGUACAGCGAUGAAGAAUGGCGAGGAUGGUCUCUGGAAUGACCUCGCUUGCUCCAAGCGCAGACACGUGAUUUGUGAGAAGCCGUCGGCUCCAACCCCAAAGAUGUUCUGCCUGCAGGCUGAUGCCAACGGCCGCUUCACCGCUGAAUAG
Messenger RNA from Patiria miniata (bat star), 402 nucleotides. RefSeq names its product tetranectin-like protein. The coding region runs from base 1 to 402 and encodes 133 amino acids. The record is from RefSeq and is a predicted model, not a curated record. The transcript has a single exon. NCBI's taxonomy places the organism in Eukaryota, Metazoa, Echinodermata, Asteroidea, Valvatida, Asterinidae.